CCGCGUCAAAGGCGCGUAAUUGAUGCUCAAGGUCAUGGCUUCUAUUUGCCAUGCUUUGAAGUCGAUUAUUUGGGAUUUCUUUGGUCGAGUUAAGCCUCUUGCUUUAGCUGCAGAUACGACAGCAUUAUACCCUUUACCCUUUUUCGGACCACAUAAGUCAUGGGAAGACUCAAUUUACUUCGCUGUGCCUAAGAAACGUAGGACUGCAGAAAUACGGCGCAUACGAAAGUUUCUUUCCCUGAGAUCGGGAGAUUACAAACCUAGAGACGAUUUGACUCCAUGUAAAUUCUGUGGUUACCUAAACCCUCGAAACUUUCUAUGCACCAAUUGUUACAGUAAAGUACGUGAGGAAACUAACUUUCUACGUUCCCUUGUCAAUGGUCAACUUCCAAGUGAUCACGAAGUGAAAUUUAUUUAUAAUGAUGAUAACAGCACUAACGCAUCUGUUAGCAAUGCAGAAGUCAAAGUCCCUGGUCCUAGACCUUCGUGGUUCCCAUCUAUUCUACCAGAAACAAAGUCUCCAGGUGGUGAGAAUUCAUAACGUUGUACAUUAAUUCAUUGUUCCAAGCGCUCCUAGAUGACAGUUUAUAAAUACACAAUCAUACCUCCUAUUGUUUUCUUGUUUGUACUGUUGCCUUAUACACUAUCUAAACAUCCUAGUUAGAUUUACCUUCUUCAAUUACCCAGUAUUAUUUUCUAUGCUUAUUGGCACACAAUGCUGAAGUCAAUUGAUAUUAUGGUGAUAAAUAACUUAAUGUUAUUUAAUUUCUAACUUAUAUACUUAUUUCUGGGCAAAAUGCUUUGCUACCUUAAUAUUCAGAAGCUUAUCAAUAGCAUAUUCUCGCAAACAAUACUAGUUCCUGUUUUUCUCGUGGUCGAUAUCCAGAUCUGCAUUUGAUAAUUGUCUGUUGAGAUAUUGGACGAGACACGCUCUGUGAAUCGCGUUGUUGGCUAAAAUACUGAACUUUUC
Messenger RNA from Schistosoma spindalis, 970 nucleotides. The record is from the annotation of a GenBank genome assembly. NCBI's taxonomy places the organism in Eukaryota, Metazoa, Platyhelminthes, Trematoda, Strigeidida, Schistosomatidae.